AUGGAGAAAUUAAGACACAUACAAAGUUAUUUCGUGGAUCAAAAUUUUAUUGAAGCGAUGAAAUUUAAACUUCACAAUCAGAUGACUUUCAACCCAUUUAAGUUGGACACGUACAAAUCCAACUCAUAUAAAACACUCGGAGGAAGUUCCGAUCAAAGGAUAGAUAAAGCGGAGGAAUGGAAAAGAAAGGAAUGGGUCCAAUGGAUGAUGAAGUUAGAAGUAGAUUGGAAAGAGUUCAACUUACAAAUAGAAGCAGAGAAAAAAGCAUGGAUUGAUGAGAAAGAACAAGAAUGGAUUCAAUGGUUAAAAUAUGAACAAAAGAAAUGGUUACACUUUAACCCUAAUUUAGAUUCAGAAUAUAAAAUAAAUUUUUUUGAAAAAUCUGAAACAUGGGAUGAUAGCCAAUGGAAAUUAUGGAUAUCAACUGAGGGAAAACAACUUUUAGAAGUGGAUUUAAAAAAUUGGCUUUCCGAAAAUGAAACCAUAUAUUGUAAAUGGACUUUAGAUGAAUGGAAUGAAUGGAAAAAUAAUAAAAUUAAAGAAUGGAUAACAACAAAUUGGAAAGUCAAUGAAGAUCAGUAUUGGUCCAAAUAUGAUGAUGUAUCAGCACUAGCCUUAACACCUUUGGAGAAAAAUCAAUUUUAUAAAUGGAAAGAAAGAAUAUUUAGGGAAGGUAUUGAAUGGAAGAACUGGUCCGCUAUUAAAGAAAGUAAAUAUAUUAAUAGUAACUGGAACGCUUGGUCCGAAUGGAAAAAUGAAAAACUCAUGCUGUUUAAUCAUUGGGUCAACAGCUUUGUGGAAAAAUGGGUUAGACAAAGACAGUGGAAUGUGUGGAUUGAUGAAAGAAAAAAUAUGUUAGUAAAUGAGAAAACAACUGGGGAAACAGUAAGAGAAAAAGUGGGAUUAACACUGGAAGAAAAAUUGGGAGAAAAGUUGGAAGAAAAAGUGGGAUUAACAUUGGAAGAAAAAUUGGGAGAAAAGUUGGAAGAAAAAGUGGGAGUAACUCCUGCUUCGGAGAUCUUACUUCAGAGUGCUUCCGUGCAAUAA
Messenger RNA from Plasmodium malariae, 1047 nucleotides. Its product is annotated as tryptophan-rich protein. The coding region runs from base 1 to 1047 and encodes 348 amino acids. The transcript is spliced from 2 exons. The record is from RefSeq and is a predicted model, not a curated record. Lineage: Eukaryota; Apicomplexa; Aconoidasida; Haemosporida; Plasmodiidae.